Durio zibethinus is the source of this 3810-nucleotide messenger RNA. NCBI's taxonomy places the organism in Eukaryota, Viridiplantae, Streptophyta, Magnoliopsida, Malvales, Malvaceae. The record is from RefSeq and is a predicted model, not a curated record.
AAUUCUAAUCGUAAUUUUAUGUUGUGACUUAUGAUAACAAGAAUCCCCUGCUUCUUUGGAUAAUAAGAAUACAAAUUAUGCCAAAAAAAAAUCAUGAUUAAGAAAAAUAAUUUUAUUUUCAUAAAAAAUUUCCGAUUUUCUCUUAAUUCUUAACGAUUAUGGGUUUGAGCUUUUAGAACAAUUUUUUUUUUUGGUGUUAUGAGAAGCCUUGGUGGGCUUCCUGGCAAUUAGGGCUUGGGACCAGAGUCCUAUUUGGGUCCGCGUACAAAACACGCUCACUAUCACUGUCUCUUUGCUUCGUUAUCUGACUCGGUUUCUUCCUGCAUACUAGCUCGGUAGCUCGACUCUUGCGAAGACAAAACUGAAAAGACACAAGGAAGACAAAACUUCUCAGUUCAAGAUAAUAUUGGGGGUAAUCGUCCAUGGCUCGGCUUAAAAUAUUAGCUGAAAUGGGAUAGUAGUUCACGCUCAUGAGUGCAGAUGUCGACGAGAAGGGUAUCAGAAAGGAGAUGCCAGAGGAGUUGGUCAUGGCUCUUGCUGAAGCAAAGGCUAUUCAGGUUGGCAAGCUGCAACUGUGGGAUCUGUUCUAGUUACAAACUUUAAAACCGGAUUAAGAAAAGGAGAAUGGGAUAGAAUGGAGGUAGGGACAACAGACAGUGUGAUGGGAUUUGCCCAAAGCUCUCACGGAGAAACUCAUAAAGAAAGCUCUCUGGGAGCCGCAUCAUUUGAUUCCAUUGUUGGAACUUAUUCGCGUUUAUUAUUCACUUCAGUUGAUAGUCUGUGUUAGACAUUUUACUUUGCCUCGAAUGUUACUGUUCUGAACUUUUGAUAAGUCAAUUAUAGCCACCUCAAUUGCGCACUACUUUUGAUGCUAAAAGUUACUCCACGGCAGACAUUCUGUAAAGAAGGGUACCCAUUGUUAAAUGUUAAUGCCACUUGAGGUCCAUCCAAAGCUGUCUUGCGAGCUAUUCCAAUAACCAGCCUGAAGCCAAUCAAAUCCUAGGCAAGUGAAAUAUGUUUGCAUCGUUAGCCAAUGGACAUUGAGCUAGGCUGGUGUGCUUGAAUCUUUGACAGCUCCAGCCUCCAGAUUGUCAAUUCCCAAAACCUUAAGCUCCGGUCAAAGCCCUCAUAGCCCGUGACCACCUUCUAAUGGCUCCUUAAUCAAAUCACUGUCAAAACUAUUUCCAGGGCGUUUCUGACUUCCGAGACGAACGAUUCAGGAAGCAAAUAGUCUCGUACCAAAUUCUGGCAUCUUUGAUAAUAUUCGAAACUUCCAUCAAUUGAUCAAACAUUGAAACGUGUCGUGUCCAUAGCCCACAAACGUAAGGCGAAAACUAAAAGGUUGACUUUUCAUAGUUCACCGUCCUUUUGAAGCUGGCCACGUGAUUUAUUUAGAUUAUACCAGAAACAAUGUCAACGGUCGGAGACAACGCCCAUGUAAACCUCGACAGCUGUAUAUCUCUGACGCUUCUCAGCUGGUCGUAGACGAUCCCAUUAACGUACCCAUUCCCUCGCCGGUUGGCAAAUGGCUUUUCCAUACAAUUACCGACCCAGUUUUCAUAGCGGGCAAUUUCAUUCAAGUGGAUGUUAACAGAAAAUGUCCAAAAAAAAAAAUCCAAUCUUGUUUUUUUUAGUGAAAGAAAAAAAAAACAAACUUUAAUACUAAAAGUAACCUGUUAACAAUGAUGAAAAUUGAAAAGUCUUCCUUUUCCUUCCCCAUUAUCCAUUUUUCCAUGUUAAACCAAAAAAAAAAAAAAAACCCACGUCAAAGAGUCCACUAAACCUUCAAGAGGCACACCUUAGAUUAGAUUCCCAUCUUUAACCCCUUUUUUUUCUGUGAAAAGUAAAAGUUGAAGAACACCAGUUGUGAAUCUAUUUAUAGAUUUUGUCAGUCCCCAAAACAGCUACCAUUACAUAACCGUCAAACCCUGCCUUAUCCUCCGGAUCAUUGCUGUUAACAGAGCAGAUCGGCAACAUGAACCAAGGGGGCUUAGCCACCAAAAAUGGUGGCUCGGGAAGCGGCGCUGUCGGUGUUCAGAUCCAGCAAUCCCGAAGGCUUCCGGAUUUCCUUCAAAGCGUCAAUCUCAAGUACGUAAAAUUAGGCUACCACUAUCUGAUUUCCAAUCUUUUAACCCUCUGUUUUGUCCCUUUAAUCGCGGUGAUUUCAAUCGAAGUUUCUCAAAUGAAUCUCGAUGAUUUACGUCAAUUAUGGCUUCACCUUCAAUACAAUCUCGUCAGCAUAAUCAUUUGCUCUGCUAUUUUAGUCUUCGGGUUAACAGUCUAUAUCAUGACCCGACCCCGAGCAGUUUACCUUGUCGAUUAUGCUUGUUACCGUGCUCCUGACCAUUUUAAAGCUCCAUAUGGUCGUUUCAUGGAGCACUCUAGGUUGACCGGUGAUUUUGAUGAAUCGUCUCUCGAGUUCCAACGCAAGAUUUUGGAGCGCUCGGGGCUCGGAGAAGAGACUUAUGUUCCUAGAGCAAUGCAUAAUAUUCCUCCCACGCCGUCUAUGGCGGCAGCAAGGGAAGAAGCUGAGGAGGUUAUGUUUGGGGCAUUGGAUAUUCUUUUCCGGAACACGAAUGUCAACCCCAAGGAUAUUGGUAUUCUUGUUGUGAAUUGUAGUUUGUUUAAUCCCACGCCUUCAUUGUCGGCUAUGAUUGUGAGUAAGUAUAAGCUAAGGGGAAAUAUUAGGAGUUUUAAUUUAGGUGGGAUGGGGUGUAGUGCUGGGGUGAUCGCCGUAGAUCUUGCCAAGGAUUUGUUGCAGGUGCAUAGGAACACGUAUGCUGUUGUUGUGAGUACUGAGAAUAUUACUCAGAAUUGGUAUUUUGGGAAUAAGAAGUCUAUGUUGAUACCCAAUUGUUUGUUUCGAGUUGGGGGUUCUGCUGUUUUGCUUUCGAAUAAGUCUAAGGAUAGGAGGCGAGCUAAAUAUAAGCUUAUUCAUGUGGUGAGGACUCAUCGUGGAGCAGAUGAUAAGGCGUUUAGGUGUGUGUAUCAGGAACAGGAUGAUGCAGGGAAGACGGGUGUUUCGCUGUCUAAAGAUUUGAUGGCAAUUGCUGGAGGUGCGCUAAAGACCAAUAUCACUACGUUGGGUCCUCUUGUGCUACCAAUCAGUGAGCAGCUUUUGUUUUUCUCAACUUUGUUAGUGAAGAAAUUGUUCAAUGCAAGUGUCAAGCCUUAUAUUCCAGAUUUCAAGUUGGCAUUUGAUCAUUUCUGUAUACAUGCUGGUGGGAGGGCUGUGAUUGAUGAGCUGGAGAAGAAUCUGCAGCUGCUACCGAUACAUGUGGAGGCUUCUAGAAUGACUCUCCAUCGUUUUGGAAAUACUUCUUCAAGCUCCAUUUGGUAUGAAUUGGCGUACAUUGAGGCUAAGGGUAGGAUGCGGAAGCGCAACCGUGUCUGGCAAAUUGCAUUUGGAAGUGGUUUCAAAUGUAAUAGUGCAGUCUGGCAAGCACUUCGAAAUGUAAAGCCAUCUUGUAAUGGUCCUUGGGAAGAUUGCAUUGAUAACUAUCCUGUGAAAAUAAGUACCUAACUGAGCAACAUUUUUAGUUAGAUUCUACAUUCAGACAGAGUAUUUCAUUGGAAGGCAGACCGCUAGAACUUGCUUUAUCUAAUUCUUGAUGUGUUCUUUAGUCAGUCAUUUUUCUCAGCAUGUUGUCAAAUUUAAUUACCUUUGUGUUUCAUUUUUUUUUUUUUGCACUUGCAUGUAUGUCUGGAGUACUAUCAUGUGAAACUAGCUUAUUUUGUACAAUAAUUCUCCAUUUAUUUACUAGUCUUUGACCUGUUUGAGACUAUUAUUGAUUGAAAUUUUCAUCAAUG